GGACUUAUCCAAAUUCAUGUAAACAAACAAGAUGGAGUCGAACGGAACUGAAAAAGUUUCAUAUGCUGUUAUAAACAAUAUUCCAGCUGAUUAUCACUCUUGUGAUUUAAGGAACUAUUUCUCACAAUUUAUUGAGUCGAAAGGCUUUGAAUGUUUUCAUUUUAGACACAGGCCUGAACAGAAAUUAAUCCCAGAAGGGGUUCAAAUUGAUGAAAGUUCUGAAACGGCAGAGAAACGUUCAACUUUAUGUUGUGUAGUGAGAAUAAAGCAGAAAAAUCUUACACAUUUCAUCAAGUUGUACAAUAGAAAACAUUGGAUAGACAGCAAAGGAGAAGUAAUGUCACAAGUGUGUUAUAUAUCUAAAGUGAAAAGUCCAGAUGACACGGAUGCAGUUAAAGUGUUAAAGACAAGAGGCGAAGCAAAACAGAUCCCUCCUGAUCGAGAAAAUUUUACAGAAACAGACCUUAUAAACCUUCCAGAGUUACGCCCUCCUGACAUAAUGCCGAAUGGUAAUGUUGGUACCCCAACCAUGAUUUUCAUGGAUUACAUUAAACAGUGCCGACUACCUCCUCGUAUCAUUAAAAAGCUUGGACUCAGUUUUCCUAAGACAAGAACAUCCAAACAAUAUGGAAGUGUUCCGUUUGAUUAUGGAGGUGGCAUUUCUGAGCCUUUUGAAAGUAACAGCAUCGAUCUUGAGCCAGUUUUGACAGCUUCAGGUCGUGAAAUAGUGCCUGAAACAAUAUCAUGUGAUACAUGUGAUAGUGUUGAAAAUACCGAGACCAAUACUAACCUCAACCAUUUAGAAGGCAGUAACAGUGAAAACAGUGGUGCUAAUGUGUCAGAAAAUAGUUAUAAAAAGGAUGGUGUUAAAAAGAAGUCUUGGAGAGAUGCUGAAGCUAAGAAAAGAAUGAAGUUGAAUAUUGAAGAGAAAAUCAUUGGACAGGAUGAUGAUUCUGAGGAGGACAAUGACUCAUGUGAGGAGUGGGAGAGACACGAGGCCUUGUAUGAUGACCCCGCUAACCAGGAGAGGAACAAAGAACGGCUAUAUGAGGAGGAGAUCGAACUGAAAUGGGAAAAAGGAGGCAGCGGUCUUGUUUUUUACACGGAUGCACAGUACUGGCAAGCUCAAGAAGGAGAUUUUGAUGAGCAGACAGCAGACGACUGGGAUGUUGAUAUGAGUGCUUAUUACGAGGAGGGAGCUGGUGACAUGGAUGCGCGAGAUUUUCUCAAAAUGAGGCAGGAAAAACAUAGACGGGAAGGUAUUGAAGCUACAGACAGAUUUACUGCUGGCAUAGCAGUGAAAAAGGAGAGACCAAGGUAUCCUAAGGAUGAAGAAACAAAGAUAGGAAAGUUUGAGGCACAUACCAAAGGCGUUGGUCGUAAGAUAUUAGAAGAGCAAGGCUGGAGCGAAGGUCAGGGACUAGGUUCAACCAUAACGGGUAUUGCAGAUGCCCUAGAUAACGAGGGACAAAACCCAAGAGAUAGGAGAGGGUUUGGGUACCAUGGUGAAAAGUUGAACAGAAAUGUUGGAAGAGCUCAGAGGAAAGUAAUUAUAUCAACAGUUUAUGACAACCCAGAAGAGACUGACCCCCAUGAACCCCUCAAAAGAAGGCAUGAACCCUAUCAUCUCAAAUAUAGAGACGAGGUCAAAUUUUCUAAAGCAGAGACAUUACAUUUAACUAAAGAUAAAGAUGGCAUUGUAAAAUAAAAUUUGAU
Molecule: messenger RNA, 1716 nt
Organism: Ruditapes philippinarum (Manila clam)
Lineage: Eukaryota; Metazoa; Mollusca; Bivalvia; Venerida; Veneridae
Product: G patch domain-containing protein 3-like
Exons: 6
Coding region: 32-1708 (558 amino acids)
Biological process (GO): negative regulation of type I interferon production; negative regulation of RIG-I signaling pathway; positive regulation of DNA-templated transcription
Molecular function (GO): nucleic acid binding
Source: RefSeq, a predicted model, not a curated record